CGCCCCCACAGACAGCAUGUUCCUCCUGCUGUAGCACCGUGAAGCUUUACACCUCGGAAUAUUUUGCAUAUCAAUCUUUUCCUUUUAUUUGAGAAUGGCCUCUUCAUCUGUUGGAGAUAAUCAACUGCAGAGGAUAAUCAGGGAUCUCCAAGAAGCUGUGGUGGAGCUGAGUAAAGAGCACAGAGAGUGCCGUGAGCCGAUAACUGACGAUAGCCCAAAUCUGCACAAGUUUUUCUAUAAACUGGAAUAUUUACUGCAGUUUGACCAGAAAGAGAAGAGCACAUUUCUUGGUCAGAGGAAAGACUACUGGGAUUAUUUCUGCGAGUGCCUGAUUAAGAUCAAAGGAGCUAAUGAUGGCAUCCGUUUUGUUAAGUCCAUCCCUGAGCUGAAGACUUCUCUGGGUAAAGGAAGGGCCUUCAUUCGUUACUGUUUGGUUCAUCAGAGACUGGCGGACACGUUGCAGCAGUGUCUCAUCAAUCAGAGGGUCACAAGUGACUGGUAUUACGCCCGGAGUCCCUUCCUCAAGUCCUACCUCACGGCUGACAUUAUCAACCACCUUUAUGAGCUCAACCAAAUCCAAUUUGACGUGGCAGCGAGAGGCUACGACCUCGACGCCGACUGGCCGAGCUUCGCAAGGAGGACAUUAGGGCCAGCUGGUGCUUAUUCCUGGAGACCUCCCAGUCGCUGCUCUAGUGUCAACAGCCUGGUCAGCAGCUUGUCUCAGGCUCAGGAGUUUGGAGCUAUACCGGACUUGGGCCACAGUCUUCUGGGAGACCUGGGUGAAUUGGGGGAAUCCUGUAGUUUAGCAGAGAACCUUCGCCAUGAGCUGGACCAAUCAGAACUCAGGCAACAAGAACUUGUAGCCCAAGUCCAAGACCUCAGCCAGGAGGCAGGCAAACUCAAAAGUGUCAUAAACGACUUGAAAGGACAGUUACAGGUUGCUCAGCAGUCAGUGAGCCAAAAUACUGAAAACCAUUUGCUAAACGUACAAGAAAAAUGCGAGCUUAGAGAUAGACUUUGCGCUGCGGAGAAUAGAAAUAUGGAGCUACUCUCAAAACUAGAUGAAGCUCUAAAGGAGAAAGGGCAGCAGACAGCUAGCUAUUGCAAUUCAGCGUGGAAAAUGCAAGAGUUAUUGGACAAACUCAAAAUAUCUGAACAGGAGAGAAUGGAGGCGAAGAAAGAGGCAGAAGACAAGGCAAAACACUCAGAGCGCUUGUCCCAGGAAUUAAAACUUAAACAAGACGAAUUGAAAAACUGCGAGGAAAAGCUAGCUCAGGUUAAGGCUAAAGCAGACAGCGAACGGGAGUUAGCAUUGAAACGGCUGGAGGAGUUGCAAGGCGCAGUAGGUAGAAUCCAGGGGGCGCUAACGUUGAAGGAGAAAGAAACGGGUAAUUUGAGAGCUCAACUUCAAGAUUUACAAGCGUCAUUGGAGAGUAGAGAAAGGCAGGCGGAGGAACUGAGGAGACGUUUGCGCGAAGAGCAAGAAGAAGUGGAACAAAGGUGUGACGAAGAUUUGGAAUUACAAAUUGUCGAUUUAAAAAUGACACUUAGGACGAGGGAAAAAGAGCUGAGUGCAGGUUCGGAGAGGAUCAAGCAUUUAGAGGAACAAUUAGAAAAGCUAAAUGUUGAUACAGAUAGUCAUUGCGCUACAGAAAUGCCCCCAAGUGAAGAUAAUAUGGGGGACUAUAAGAUCCAGUGUAGCAAUCUGACAGAAAUAAACGCCAAGCUGCUACUAACGGUUAAAAAGAGCGAAGAUAGUCUAAAGGAGUUAUCUGAAUGCAAGGUUAAUUUGUUAGAGCAGCUGGCUAUGUUGAAAGCAUCCGAAAAGCAUUUAAAGGGGCGGCUGGAUGCAGCCAAUAUUAGCGUGGAAGAUAGAGAAAAGAAGUUAUUAGAUGAAAACUUGUAUCUAGAAGAGAUUGUUGAAAAGAUAAUGAUGCAAAAAUAUGAGUUGGAAGAACAAUUAAAACGGGUAGAGGGUGAGAACAGUGAGGUGUUGGAGGCUAAGUCCUUGUUGGCAAAAGAGUUGGCUGUGAUUCGAGAUGAGAGGGAUUUGUUAGCAGCCAGGGAGGCAAUGCUAGCUAGAAAUGUCAGUGUGUCUCAAAGGGGUAAUGAAGAUUUGCUGGGGAAACUACAAGUGACAGAGGAUAAGCUAAAAGAGCAGACUGUGCAAUGCGGUAUACUCCAAGCUAGAGUAGUGGAGUUGGAAGGCAGAGUGGCAGAGCUUCAUAGCGAAAAGGGUGCAGCAGAAAGCAAUGAGAAGAUGCAAAAAGCUAUAAUGGAAGCAAAAGACGCUCCGUUUAGGUUGGUGAUUGCCGAAGCGCAACUGGAAAUGAAUUUAAAAGAAAUGCACAGAUUACAAGAGGAAGUAGUGAUGCUUAGGAGUCAACUUCAAUCUGGUACAGAGGAGAAAAUCAAAGCCCUGGCCUUACAUGAAGUUAGCGAAGCAUCAAGGGAGGAUCUGAGGGUUCUGGCCGAACAGUUGAAAGGUCAAGUGGAAGAGCUGAACCGGAGGCACGUGGACGAGAUCCUGAGGGCGCGGGAGAGAGAGGAGGCGUUGGCGAGGGAGAGAGAUGGAGAGGCACAGGCGCGCGUGGGGCUGGCGACGGAGGUGACCGCAUCCAGAGAAGAGAUGGAGCGACUGAAACGCAGAUAUGACGCUCUGUGUGUGGAGAACAGCGACACAAGAGAGGCGCUGCACCGAGCCAACACAGAGACUGCAGAGCUGGGGGUCCACGUUUGCAUGCUCACUGCUGAAAACGAAGAGGCCCGGCUCCGACUGGACGGUCUGUGCUCACGGCUCGAGGAGAUGGAGGAGGAGGCGCAGGAGCUCAAUGCAACAGUGGAGCAGCUACAACAGGAGAACCAGGAACUACAGAGGAACAGCAGCACAGACGGAUCAGGGACGGAAACCAGAGAGGGGCUGGAGCGGAGACUGAGCCAGGCCAGACAGGAGGCAGAGGCACUACGGGCUGCGAGUGGGGAGCAGAUCCAAGCUUUGAGGUUUCAGAUCACCAGCCAGGAAAUCAACCAUGCAAAUCAAAUACAGGGUGUCGAUCAAGAACUACAGGAAGUGAAAUUACAACUGGACGCUGAGCUCAGGAGAGCAGUCGACCUGGAGAACAGACUCACUGAGCUAGAGGCCCAGAAUCACAGUUACUGCCGACAGAUUGAGGAGAAAAACAUCCAGAUGGCCCAGUCGCAAAAUCUCAUCCAGCAAAAAGAAAAUGAGUUAAUCUAUCUGAAAGGAAAUUUAUCAAGGUCGGAGGAAGCGCGAGAAGCAGCAGAGAAUGCUUGUAAAGAGCUUAGCGAGAAUCUACGCAGACUCACGCAGGACAAAAAGAGUGUGGAUCAGAAGACGGCAGCAGAACUGGACGACCUCUACCGAACCAAAAUCAACUUAGAAGAAAGGCUUAUAGAGCUCAUUAGGGAGAAGGACGCACUGUGGCAGAAGUCAGAUGCCCUGGAGUUUGAGCAGAAACUUCGGGAUGAGGAGACCGAGCGGGACGUCAACCACUGCAUCUCCUGUCUCAGCCCCUUCAGCUUCUGGCUUCGAAAGUACACGUGCAGAUUGUGUGGGCGUCCCUUCUGCUACUACUGCUGCAGCAACUCAGUCAGCACCCAGCAGGGCGGCCCCAAAGAGCGCUGCUGCCUGGACUGUUACAACCAGCACAGCGCGGUGAUAGAGCGUCACCCUCAGGACGAGCCCGUGAACUACAGCAGCACUCCAGCGACGCCUCUCAGCCGACUUCUACAGGCAGGACGAGCUGCCACUAGUCUGGUGACAGGAGCCGAACCUCCAGAGAAACAAGACGAUGGAGUGUUUGACAUCAUCACAGAGGAGGAAGUGAGCGGAGUCUACGACAGUGACUCAUUCUUGACAGCCUGCUCCUCUGCACAAGGCCAGCAGGGGGCAGCACAACUAAACAGCAGUGCCAGUGCAGGAGACUUAACCUCAGAAGACCCAGAGGACUUCAGUGCCACAGUCCAGGACGCAGAGAUCGGCCUACUCAAGUCUGGAGAGCUCACAGUAUGCAUCCCAUUCUCUCUGGAUGACAUCUCUGCCUUCGGGGAUAGUUACCGCGAGCUGUUCAUUAAAUCCAGCUGUUACAGCACCCUGCCCCUCAGUGUGAGCAGCUCAGGCCCCACUGUGUCCUGGACGUUCACCUCUGAACCUAAGAGCAUCUCCUUUAGUGUGGUCUACAAAGAGAGCCCCAAUACGCCACUGGAACAAGCCAAGGUCCUGAUCCCAUUGACCCGCUGCAAUUCACACAAAGAGACGAUCCAGGGAGAGCUGAAAGUGCGCCACCCGGGGGAAUACACCCUCAUCUUUGACAACUCCUUCUCCAGGUUCAUCUCAAAGAAAGUGCUGUACCACCUGAGUGUAGACAAGCCCGUGGUCUAUGACGGGAGUGACCUGCUUUGAACAGAGGGAAAAGAGGACGAGCGAAGACCAGUUCAGGAGCUGUUGGAACUUUAAGACUCCAUCAAGGGGUACUUUUCAAUUUUAAGAUGUAAGUUUUUUUUGUUUUUUUUUAUUUUGCCCAAUCAUGGUACUGAUGGAACUGAUGGCAUUACUGCCAUAAAAGCAUUUUUUUUAAUUAUAGUUUAAUUUAUUUUUUUUUGGUUGUUUUUGUUUUAUUUUUUUCCUAGCUAAGCUAAUCUUUUUUUGUUUGACGUUCUUCAUUUCAUCAGUUAGGUAUUUGCAUAUGUGGCAGAUGUACUUCCUAACUCACCAUUUAUCCAGCAUGACUCAAUCUGAACUUUACAAACAACUACCAGUCUACUGACAAUGUUUCAAUUGUUUGUUUUUCCUGUUUAAAAUUGAAAUAAUUUUAAUUUUGGACCUUGAUGAAUAGGAAAAACUAAUCAUGAUUUUUGGCAUGUUAGUGUAUAGGGUUUUGUUUAAAUGAUUGGGUUAAGCUGCAUGACUGCAUGCAUGUUAUUAUUGAAUUGACAAAGGUACUCCAAGUAACCUCAUUUUCACAUGUUUACACGAAGUUAUUCAUAUUUACUUUUGUAGCAUUUGUAUAGAAUAUAGGACUUAUGAAGAAGUGCAUUGUUUACUGGUGUGAUUACUGUAUAGUUAAGUUAAAGGGGCUGUAUCUGAUUUUUUUAUUUUUCUUCUGAAGAUUUGUCUUGCCCCAGUACAGAUAUAUUGUAAAAGCAGGUCUUGAGGUCAAAAUGAAAGUGUUUUAUCGCCCGUCAACCAGGAAGUAACGCUAGUGCACUGUUAGCAUGCUAGUUACUGUUAGCAUUACCGUGAUGACAAAACUCCACACUGACCUCUGAAAGUUGUGAAUAAUUAGGACACUCGGAAUGCGUUUGAAAAGUAAGGAAUACGUAUGGACCGCUGCAAACUAAAAUGAAUGAACUACUGUUUUUUCAUGUUUUUGAGAAAAAUCCGGUACAGCGCCUUUAACACUUGCUACGGUACAACAGCUACACUAACACGGACCUUAUUUGUGUGAGUAAGCUAUCUUUCUAAUUGUGAAAAUGUGAACAAAAUCAAACUUUAUGCCAACUGAAAUGCAAAGAAAAAAAGUGUCACAAGCUAUGCGUACGCUAUGCAAGAAACAUCAUUAAGAAUUACUAAAUCUGUUUUAUGCUUCUAAACAGUAAUGGAGUAAACCGUUAACGGUAUUAAAAUAUGACGUUGCUCUUGGAUAUUGACAAGCCAUUGUUCCAGUUCUAUAAACCCACAGAGCAGCAUCAGCAGAUACGAGCUAUUCUUAGGAACAUUCACAUAUCACUUUUAUACUUGAACAUGUCCCGUGUGGGCUCAGGCAUUUGUGCUAAAACUAGCUCUUUUAUAUUUACCAGAUUGGUCUUAAACCUAUUUAUGACUUGAAUUUACCUCUGGAUCAGUGUCUUCCAGAUUUUUGUAAUAUUCUCUGGUGAAAUAUACUUACAAUAUUAACCAAACAGGACUACUAAUAUAAAGAUUCAAAUAUAUUAUAUAUUUAUGUACUAAUUGAUAAAAUGCAGCAUUACAUCCUGGCUACAGAUUAUAAAGGGUAUUUAUGUUACAAUUUCCCAUGAUGCUUUGUUUUCUUUUUUUAUUUUUCUGUGUGAAUUUAGAUACUGCGUUUGCCAAAGGGACUGUUUAACUGCUCUGUAAAUAAUUGUUAACUAAACUGACAAACAAUUUACUGAAUAUUUAUAACUGACUCAUUGAUUAAUAAACAGCCUAUGAUGAAAUUG
This is a messenger RNA of Periophthalmus magnuspinnatus, 6201 nucleotides long. Its product is annotated as FYVE and coiled-coil domain-containing protein 1-like. NCBI's taxonomy places the organism in Eukaryota, Metazoa, Chordata, Actinopteri, Gobiiformes, Gobiidae. The record is from RefSeq and is a predicted model, not a curated record. The transcript is spliced from 19 exons. Bases 95 to 4423 code for a protein of 1442 amino acids. Gene Ontology annotation, biological process: positive regulation of autophagosome maturation; plus-end-directed vesicle transport along microtubule. Gene Ontology annotation, cellular component: autophagosome; lysosome; late endosome. Gene Ontology annotation, molecular function: metal ion binding.